Rubroshorea leprosula is the source of this 2098-nucleotide messenger RNA. The record is from the annotation of a GenBank genome assembly. Lineage: Eukaryota; Viridiplantae; Streptophyta; Magnoliopsida; Malvales; Dipterocarpaceae.
AAUUAGGGCUCCUAACUACCCUCAGAAUCCGACCAAACCAGUCCACCCACAAACCUGAAAUUGAACUCAAGAACAAGAAGAAGAAGAAGAGGAAGAAGACUCCAACAGUCCCACUUCUGGAAUUUUCGUUUUUCCCCUUUCCUUUUCUUUCUCUUUGAUAGAGAUGAAUGGAGAGGGACAAGGAAGCGAUGGAGUUAAAAUGGGGGAGGAGAAGGUGGUGCUCAUGUGGGGGUAUCUUCCUGGCGCGUUACCACAACGGGCACCGAUUUUAUCCCCAGCUGUAGUGCGGAUUCCGGCUAAUGUUGGUGGCUUGUGGAAGGAUGUUUGCGGUGGUGGUUGUGGAUUCGCUAUGGCAAUUUCUGAUUCAGGGAAGCUCAUUACAUGGGGCUCAACAGAUGAUUUAGGUCAAAGCUAUGUGACAUCAGGAAAACAUGGGGAGACUCCUGAACCCUUCCCUCUUCCAACAGAAGCUUCUAUAGUAAAAGCAGCAGCUGGCUGGGCCCAUUGUGUUGCAAUAACAGAUGGUGGUCAAGUGUACACUUGGGGAUGGAAAGAGUGUAUUCCCUCAGGGAAGGUAUUUGGAGAUCCUUCUGUUGGAGCAAGCUUAGAGAAGGAUGCAUUUGAAAGACAGGGUUCUUUUUCAACAGAGCAAGUGAGUCCUCGCUCUCAAGGCUCAAGACCAAGUGGUGGAACAUUACCCGGCAUUGAUAGUAAAGGAAGUGGGGAAGAAAGUACAAAAAGAAGGAGAAUAACAUCAGCCAAGCAAACAGCUGAAGGCUCAUCGUCUGGUGAAGAGACUCUUUCUGCAUUGCCAUGUCUAGUAACUCUUCCAGGGGUUAGAAUUGUGUCUGUAGCUGCAGGUGGACGACAUACUCUGGCAUUGUCAGAUAUUGGACAGGUGUGGGGUUGGGGUUAUGGAGGUGAAGGGCAACUUGGUCUUGGCUCGAGGAUACGUAUGGUGUCAUCUCCUCAUCCGGUGCCUUGCAUUGAGCACUCCUCUUUUGGGAAAGAUAGAUCUGCAGCACUUUCUCGAGGAAGCAUGAGUUCAGAGGGGCAGGGUCUUAGAAUUCCUGGAAGUUAUGUGAGGGGGAUUGCUUGCGGUGGGCGGCAUAGUGCUGUAAUCACAGAUGCUGGAGCACUUGUUACUUUUGGUUGGGGUCUCUAUGGACAGUGUGGACUGGGAACCACGGACGAUGAAUUAAGUCCGGCUUGUGUAUCUUCCUUAUUGGGCAUCAGGAUUGAGGGAGUGGCUGCUGGACUGUGGCAUACAGUUUGCAUAUCAGCUGAUGGAGAUGUUUAUGCAUUUGGUGGAAAUCAGUUUGGACAGUUGGGAACUGGUAGUGAUCAAGCUGAGACUCUCCCGAGGCUGCUAGAAGCUCCAAGCUUGGAAAACACACAUGCAAAAGUUAUCACAUGUGGAGCUCGUCACAGUGCUAUAAUCACAGAGGAUGGAAAAGUAUUCUGCUGGGGAUGGAACAAGUAUGGCCAGCUUGGCCUGGGUGAUGUGAUUGAUCGCAACAUUCCUUCUCAAGUUACCGUAGAAGGUUUCAGUCCUAAAAACAUUGCUUGCGGAUGGUGGCAUACACUGCUCCUGGCUGAGUCUUCCACUUGAGUGCCCGCCUUUUUACAGGCCUCUGGAACAGUUUUGUUAGGUUAGCAGUUUCUGGAUCAUUCUACGCAGUAUGUAAAUACAGUAGCAUCACUCCCACACAUAUUUGUAAUGCUCUCAUUCUUUCCAUGGUUGAGAGGGGAGGCUUCACCAUUAUUGGGGCCUACUGUUGCUUCCAUUAGGUCCUUUGUGUGUUAUUUUUCUUUUAUCAUUAUACAACCCAAAAUUACAAGAUGGAAUUAGCUGCUUUGAUAGAUUCUUCAUGUAUUGAUAUUCUCUCCCUGUCUUUCGAGUUUAUUGAAGUGUUAUUUCCUAUUUGAUACAUGAUCAUAGUGGUGUGACCCUGGAUGUCUUAACCGGUAAGAGGUUGAAGCAUGGAGGUCAGAAUUUCAUUUUAAAUCUUGAGGAGGAUGGUUUGGGAACACCUUUAUUAACUUACAUGUGGAACAAAGACAAAACGUCUUCUUUAAAGAAAAAUUACCAAGGAAG